Salarias fasciatus (jewelled blenny) is the source of this 2312-nucleotide messenger RNA. RefSeq names its product ATPase H+ transporting accessory protein 1 like b (gene atp6ap1lb). The transcript has 7 exons. Lineage: Eukaryota; Metazoa; Chordata; Actinopteri; Blenniiformes; Blenniidae. The coding region runs from base 81 to 1106 and encodes 341 amino acids. Gene Ontology annotation, cellular component: proton-transporting V-type ATPase complex. Gene Ontology annotation, molecular function: ATPase activator activity. The record is from RefSeq and is a predicted model, not a curated record.
GAAGCUCCGCGUCAGGCGCCGCUCGCAGAGCAGAUUAUGAAGCGGAGCUCGACCAGCAGCAGUCUCCUCUUAUUGUCUCAAUGGCUGCACACGCGCUCCUCCUGUGCUCCCUCGCCUUGCUGUCAGCCCUCUGCCGGCCCGGGCUCUCCUUCACUGAGGAGGAGCUGCUGCCUGGACUUACCUAUGACGAAGUGCCUGAAAUCCUGGACAGAAGCAAAGAAAACCCCAAACAAGCAACAAGAGUCACAUCAAGUCAAGAUGGAGAGUACGGCUUAGAUAGCGAGGAGGUUAUUCUGACGCCUGAGGAUGAGAACCCACUCAGGAGAAUACUGCAGCCGUUCAACUGGCACCAGCCUGGGAUGUCUCACAGUAAGAGGAAGCUGCUUCAGUCCCUGAUGGGGCCUUACGGCCCUCUGAGCGUCUCUUACAACGGGAAGACCUGCAUUCUGUUCAAGGCAAAGCGGCUUGCGAUUCGCUACAGGAACCAUACCUUCAUUGAUCUGACUGAGAGGGUCUUCAACCCCAACUCGCCCGUUGACACUAAAGGCUCCAUUUGCACCAAGGAGAAAGCUACGCUUUCAUUAAGGUUUGGCGAUGUGGAGGACUUACGAGGUCUAGUAAUCAGACUUCAGAUGUCCAACACCUUUUAUGAGGCAGCUGGUCAGAAUUGGUUCACCCUGGACAGCGUUCACAUCCACUACAACUGGACCCAGGAGGCCACAUUCAACGCCAGUGAGGUCUACGCCCCUGCCACUUCAUCCUACCAUUGCCAGCACGUCAGCAGCCUGCACAAAUAUGACACCCUGCUCGUGCCCAGCUCCCACACUGACACAUCUGCUAACUGGCACAUCACUUUCACUGAUUUCCAGAUCCAGGCCUUCAACGUGCAGUCAGACAAGUUUGCGUCGGCCAGUGACUGUGCUACUUUCCUAACGCCGGCCAUCCUGAUGGGCCUGGUGACGUCUUUGAUCCUGCUCCUCGUCCUCGCCUAUGCCCUGCACAUGGUGGUACAUCUCAAGCACAUCGAUCGCUACGAGGAGCACAAAGCCACGGUCUACUUUCCGCGUAGUCCAGAGGCGGAGCUGCCGGACAAAAACAGCCUGUGAAGGAAAAUGAAGAGCCUGAGGACGACGGGGGAUUGAGGGAGAGAGAGCGAGCGAGCUGAGAAGCAAGGCUGAGGGAACGCAAGAGACUAAAAGAGUGAAAAAGUAUCCUCCAUUGAGUAUUUGGUCAACAAAAUGACAACUUUGCCUGUUCAUAUGAAAAAAAAAAAACCUUCUAAGUCUUAACUACUUAAAAACUAAAUGCAGACCGUGGUUGGAUACUUUUUCUUCUGUCCUCAUUGACCUGCAUCUUGGCAUCCACAUUUUGAAUAAGGCCUUUCGAUGUUCCAGCCUCUCCCAUGGAGGGCUCGUGACGCUGAUGUCAGAGGUCAAAGUCAGCCCCAGGGCCCUGAAGGGCAGCAGUGUAUAAAGGCCUUUACCCCAGCCAGCCAUUAAAACUGCAACAGGCUAGCAUCUGUAGCUAAUACAGCUAACGUCCAAUGCUCCUGCUUAUAUGUACUACAUGGCUCACAAGUGUCAUAUUACAAGCUUCCAUCACAGACCAUGUCUUUCCAGCAUUCAUCAAAGUAUGCUUUUGUCUAAUACUGCUGCAAGAAAUAUAUACUUCAAACGGCCAGUUUUAUUGCUGAGAUAGCCGUAUUAGCUGCAUGCCGUAACAGGCUGGUUUACCUGGGCUAGCACAGUGUUUCCUAACAAUACCAAUAUAGGAGAGCAUUGAAUGAGCAGCUUCAAAUAAUCCCACGUGGCACGAAGGUGGAGGGAAAAAAGAGAGAGAGGAAAACGUCUCCGAGAACAAGUAAAAAGAAAACGUAAAGCGGAACCACUGGGCUAGCAUCUGGCUGGAGUGAAUGAACUGAUACUGAAGGCCCUUCAGAACCACUGGCAUCUCUCACCCCGCCCCUGAACAAGACUGCUGCUUGGGACUUAACUGUGAAAUGGCCUUUUUACAGAUCAGCCAGACUAAAGGGGUUCUUCAAUCUAGCACAACAUUGGUUAGAUGCGAAAGCACUAACAACAAACUGUCAAAGACUACACCAGGAACUAUGCUGCACAAGACGGCCCACCCGAGGGCGUGGCAGAACGGCGGGUCUGGGAAUGAAACGACUCUCUGCGAGAGUCUGAACCAGGGAGGCCAUGCGUCCUCCGCGUGCACCACUGGAUAUGACUGCCAAAGUGAAGCUACAAAGGAGUUGCCAUAAAAUAUGGUGAGACAAUGUGAAAAUGAAAGCUAACCAUUACAGCUAUGUA